Molecule: messenger RNA, 474 nt
Organism: Zingiber officinale
Lineage: Eukaryota; Viridiplantae; Streptophyta; Magnoliopsida; Zingiberales; Zingiberaceae
Product: receptor-like kinase TMK2
Exons: 2
Coding region: 1-474 (157 amino acids)
Molecular function (GO): protein binding
Source: RefSeq, a predicted model, not a curated record
AUGGCCGAGACGAGGAAUUGCACUCCCUACGCCGCCUUCGUCUUCUUCUUCCUCUUCUAUUUACUUGUGAUAGAUCUAUGCUGUCAAUGUCGUGGUGCAAAUCCAGAUGAUACAACCAUCAAACUCUCCUCGCUCCAGAAGAUAUACCUCCAAGCCAAUGCCUUUGAUUCCAUCCCAAGUGGAUUUUUCAUCGGACUCUCCUCCCUCCAAGAGAUCUCUUUAGACGAUCUCCCUCUCACCCCCCGGAGCCUCUCCCAGGACAUCACUUCCGCGACUAGACUCGUCUACUUUUCCGCCAUCAACGCUUACCUCACAGGGUUGAUUCCCGACUUCCUUGGCUCCUUGUCGAGCCUCGACAUCCUCCAUGUCUCUUACAACCAGCUCACCAGCCCCCUCCCGAGCUCCUUCGCCGGCUCCGUCCUCAUGAAACUCUUCCUUGAUCACCAACAAUCUCGUGACAAGAUCUCCGGCUGA